AUGACCGGCCGGAAAUUGUCUCCAGCACAACGCGAAAAGUUGCUACAGCCUUACCUCCCUCCAGUGAAGACGAAAGACAAUGUCGACCAUGAUGAUGACCAACGCUUCCACCACCGACAGCGGGUACGGCCGGCGUUGCGGCAGAUGCUGCACCAACUGCUCUUCACCUUCAUCCACACCCUCUUCUCCCUCCACAUCCGCACCCGCCAUUUCUACCACGCCCUGCUCGAUCGCGCCCUCGCAAUCCUCUACUAUCACCAUCGCACCCCCGAGCUGAUCCGGAGAGAUGUGAAGCAUUUGGACAAGAUCCCACGUCAUUUGUCCGUCAUUCUGCAGCUCAAGGAUGGGAGUGAAGGGCUGUCGGGCUUGAUGGACGAUGCCAGUGAGCUGGCUGCGUGGRGUUCGGCGAGCGGAGUGAAGAUGUUGAGCAUAUACGAGCGGACGGGCAGCCUCAAAGCAAGCCUUCCCCAUCUCCACCGGAGGAUCACGCGGACGUUGACAAGCUACUACGGAACCAAAGAUGCCUCCAAGCCCACCAUUUCCCUUCGCAGUCCCAACAUGCCCGCCUACGAACCUCCAAGCGACAGCCGCGACAACACAUCCUCGCCCAACCACCUCACCAUUCUCCUCCUCGAUGCCUCUGAUGGACGUCAAACGCUCGUGGAUCUUACCAAGACUCUCACGGAGAUGUGUCAGCGAGGUACCAUCCGCCCCGAGGAAGUCUCCCAAGAACUCAUCGAUGCCGAAAUCUCCGAGAGUGUCAUGGGUGAGCCGGACUUGCUCAUCAUCUUUGGAGGCCGGGUCAUGCUACAAGGAUACCCACCCUGGCAGGUGCGAUUGACGGAAAUGUGUUAUGCAAAGGAUCUGAGUGGCGUGGGAGUUGGGUACUCGGUCUUCCUCAGGGCUUUGUACCGUUUUGCUAGAGCCGAGUUUAGAUUUGGGCGAUAG
Molecule: messenger RNA, 948 nt
Organism: Ramularia collo-cygni
Lineage: Eukaryota; Fungi; Ascomycota; Dothideomycetes; Mycosphaerellales; Mycosphaerellaceae
Product: related to NUS1-putative nuclear undecaprenyl pyrophosphate synthase
Exons: 2
Coding region: 1-948 (315 amino acids)
Cellular component (GO): dehydrodolichyl diphosphate synthase complex; endoplasmic reticulum membrane
Molecular function (GO): ditrans,polycis-polyprenyl diphosphate synthase [(2E,6E)-farnesyl diphosphate specific] activity
Source: RefSeq, a predicted model, not a curated record